AUGGAAGGUAAUUGAGAUUAUUAAUGGAAUUGAAAUUAGAUUCUUUUGAGAAAAUCUGAAGGCGCCACUCCUCAGAAGAGGCACACGAUUGGUCGGCCGUAUUUUCGUUACAGUAUCCCUCAAAAUAAUUAAUUGUGAAGUGAGCAUUCAGAAUAAUACAACUUUUUUCCACGCCUUGUUAUUGUGUGGUAAUUACAAAUUUUGUGAUUUCAGCACACAAAUGCUGGCGCCGAAUUCGUAUCGAGGACGUGGAAACCGCGGAGGGAGAGGCGGGUAUCGAGGUGGUCGCGGAGGAUCCGAAGACGGAGACUUUCGCGGAGAAGGACGAGGUGGAUACCGAGGAGGAGGACGCGGAAGUGACGGCUGGAAUCGUGGACGAUACGAAGGCGAGACGUCUUCGAGAGGAAACGGAAACAGAGGAAGAAGAGACGAUCGAGGAGGCUCACGAAACGACAACAGAGAUAAUGCGGGAGGUUACCGAGAACAAUACGGAGGCGAACAGUCCUCCAGAGGGUACACCGGCUAUGGAGGAAGAGGGAGCCGAGAGGACCGAAGAGGAUACCGCGGUGAACGGACUGAUCGGGGAGAAUUUCAUCGAAACAGAGACGACUUCCAUGCACAUUCGGAAAGCGGCGAUGCACGCCGAAGUGGCGAACGGGACGGAUACAGAGGAGAGAGCGAAGGUCGGGGCGGAAACCGUGGUGGAAGAGGAGGGUCUCGUGGCGGAGCAAGAGAUGGAUACAGACGAUCCGAAUGCCACUAUCAUCCGGUCGGCGAUUUCGCUGGAAAAGGAACAGGGUUGCUUACGACGAAUGAUAGAGAAGAAGGUAUAUGUGUUUCCCGCUAAAGGUUAUUUAUGAUUUUUUUAAACUUUUUCAAUUUGUUUGCUUCCACAACAUAUAAACCUGUAAAACAGGCGUGGUGCGCGCUCUCUCCCUUAUUGAACUACUGUAGCGGGCAAUGCGUGCAAAGUUUCGUCGCGGUGAAUUGCUCACUUUGCGGGAAUUUCCGAAAUCCUAAAAUUUAGUUCUUGUUUCUCGACGUUUCCGGGCUGCGCGAGCCUCGAUUUUUCUCCGGUUUUUGUCAAAAAAUGUUAUUUUCAUCAGUAAAAUUUAAUCGCCACAAAAUGUUUAAAAAAAAACAAUUUCUGUGCUAGUUUUUAAUCUUCGGUUUCCCGAUAACGUCAUCAUUUUUUCUUUCAGAUAACUCUGGCAAUAUGAACCAACAACAGAAUCCACGUCUCGCUAUCAAUAUCUUCGGGCUCCAGCUCUCGAAGCGCACCAUCUUCCGUCAUGUCGUUCAGAUCAAAUUGUUUGAUCAGAAGACCAAGAAAGAUUACAUUCUCACGACCAUGAGCGCAAGGUAGUUUUUCAUGUCCCCAACUUUGAUGAACAGGUGCUGUGACUUCAGGGGUCGUGGAAGUCGUGCAAGCAAACAAAGUGACAAUUUCAUUCUGCUGGGUCAAUUGUUAGACAAAUGGAAUGAGAAGAGGACCGGAAGCCCGGAACGGCUAAUUUUCGCUUACGACGGAGCCCAGUCACUAUUCGCCCUCGAAGGAAUCUGCCAUGUAAGAAAAGAAAUGCAGUUUUCAAUUUAUGUUUUCAUUUAGAGUAUCGAGAUUCCAAAAGAAGAGGCUUUGCAAAUUCCGGGCAUUUCCGACUUUCUGAAAGAUUCGAUCAACUUUUUGGAUGGUUGUAUUCAAAUCUCUUGUGAUCCAGAUCAAGAGAAGGCGUCGUUCAAUCAAACCGAGCUCAACGAGUGGAGUGACCCGAGGUUCUACGCGUACUUGGAUAUUGUGACGUCGCAAAGUGCCAUCCGAAGUGGAAAGUACUUGUCCCAAUCGAAAGGAUUGUAUGUGAACACCAAGUACAUGGAGAAGCUUCGCGUUGGUUGGGCCGUUGCUGCAAAAGGAAUUCACAAAGGAUGCCGAGUGGUUGGAACAACCGCCCCAUUGCCAAUUUUGGAAUUGGAUCGUAACGAUACAAUAAUACCAGCUUAAUAUACUUUUCCUACUUUCAGCACAAUCCACGCAAUACUAUGCUCCGAUUCCUCUCAGCGACAUGCUACAGCUCGCGUUUCCUCGGGAUUUUCCCCAUAACCGAAUUAUUACUCCAAAUCAACGUCUUCAAAGAGCUGUUAAAUUGCUUAUGAAAGGUCUAAUAAGUUGAGAGAUUUUCAAGUAAUUUUUCAUUUUAGAAUUGAAGUGCAACCCGUAUUACGAGGAUCUCGCCAAUUGGGCAACUAAUACCAUCAUCAUCACGGACAUCGACUACAAUGCCCCAAGGGACACUGAGUACAGGGAGAAAUACCCGAAUCUCAAGUAAGUUAGCGACUUUUUACACUGACAUUGCGUUAUUCUUCAGAUAUCCACUGUUACCGGCGGCUAUAUGCGGAAUAGGUCCGCGCAAGCGCAUGAUGCCGCUAGAGUAUCUCAAAGUCCUUCCUUUCCAGUCGAUUGAUCGUCGUGUACUAGAAGAGUUUGAGCUAACAGUUCGUUUUCAAAACGUUUUUCAUAUCAAAAAUAAUAUUUAUAGCCGCGCGCCAAUGCCCCGGAGGAACGCUGGAAAACUCUUCAAAAUCACUACGAAGAAUUUGGCUUCAAUGACGAAGUGAUGACUGCCUUCGGAGUGACGAUCUGUAAUGAUCCCUUCUCGAACAUCAGCUACAUCGAUGGUGAGAGAGUUGCAAAGCCAAAUAUCGCUUAUGCCGACCCCGUUCACGUUGACGACGAAAAGGUAAAAAAAAGAGCUUUUAGAAGACAAAGAAAACGCUCUUUCAGCGAGACUGGAAAGCUCAGGAUAAAAAGUUUUCAACCCCGGCGAAGAUCGAUCGUUUGGUGUUAGUGCUUGCUGCCGGUUAUUCGCGUAACUUCGAUGCCGAGAAGAAGGCUGUGGAAUUUGUGGCUCGUGCGUUCAUGCAGAGAUGCAAAGACAAAGGAAUGCAGAUUGUCGAUUUUGAUUUCAAAUACCAUGAAGGAGAACGAGACUGCGAGACAUUCUUGACUAGCAUCUUCAAAGACCUUUACACACACCCCAAGUACAAUUCGCCUUCCUUCAUGCCGUUUGUUCUUUUCGUAUCCGAUGACAUCCCCAACAUUCAUGGUUGUUUUUCUUGAACCCUUCGGUUCUCAUUAACAAAUUGCAGAAUGUCUCAAGUUCGAGGAAAGAAUUGUUGACAUCCCAACCCAACACGUUCUCCUGAAAAACAUCCGUAAAAUUCGUGACAAUAUGGAGAAGAAAUCUCAGGGUGGCAGAAGAGCUUAUGAUUUGACUCUGGACAACAUUGUCAUGAAGGCCAACGUCAAGUGCGGAGGGUUGAACUACAUCGCAAUUCCAAAAGAGUGAGUUCUGUCUACUCCGUUCAUACUUGAAAAAGUUGAUUUCAGUAUUGCUUGCUGGGAGUCGGUUUCGACCUUCGUAAUGGGAAUGGACGUAGCUCAUCCGGAUCGAGUGGCGGUUAGAGAGGGUAGUCCGUCAACUGUUGGAGUAAGUAAAAACAUGUUUCAGUUGUGUAUAUUUAUUUUAAUCUAAGCUUUCGUGCAACUCCGCGGAAAGUCCGUAUCAAUUCAUCGGGGACUUCCACUAUACGGAACCAAGACGAGAGGCCAUUCAAGAUCAAAUUUUGAGACACUUCACCGCUCAGAAUGUUCGUAGCUUUGCCGAACUUCGUGGAUUCCCAAAAAAGAUCAUAAUUUUCCGCGACGGAGUGUCAUUCGGAGAAGAAUCUGAAGCUUUGAGAGAGGUUCAGGUCAUUGAAAGCACCAUCAUCGAAGCUGCGCGAGACCAGGGAGUUUUCGAUUAUGCUCCAAAGGUUUUGGCGGUCGUCGUGAAGAAGCGUCAUCACACUCGUUUCUAUGGAAAAGGAGGGUACCAAGGAAGCCAGCCAACUGUUCGUGGAGAUAGCUAUGUAUUUAAUUCAAUUCACUAUUUUAGAACCCGUUGCCGGACACUUCUGUCGGUGGAGAAAUCGCCGAGUAUGGUAAACGACAGAUCUUCAUUCAAGCUUUCCGCCCGGUUCAAGGGACUGCCAAGGUCCCUUCGUUCCUCAUCAUUCGUGACGAUGAGAAUGUUUCCGAUGAUCACAUCUCGAAACUUGUGUGUGCCGUCUGCAGCCUCCAUCAGGUACGGAUGAUGAUUUAUCAGAAGUUAUUUUCAAAUAAUUAUUUCAGUUGGUGAACAGCCCAACUUCUAUCCCUACCCCAGUGUACGUCGCUCACGAGUUCGCCAAAAGAGGAACUAGCAUGUUGAAAGCCUACAAGUAUGAUUGAUUCAGACAAAAUAAACUCAUUUAUCUUUUUCCAGAUAUAAAAGGGGCGAUCUUAUUGACGACUGGUUCACCUUGACAAAUGCACUCUCGUAUAGCACACUCGACCGACUCUCCAGGAUGAGAGUAGUCUAGGCCUAGCCAACCAUCGCCCUUUCUUAUCGUGUUAUAUCCCUGUAUCUCGUUUCAAAAGGUAUAGAAUAACUAAACAUAAUAAAGCUCAAAAGCUAUUUGUUAUCCCAAUCGUACGCUUAAUCACCAAAUUUUUUUUGCCUGAGCCUUCCCCCACUUUUCUGCUCUUCUCUUCUCGCUACUGCGUUAAGCCCCGCCCAUUCGCCCGUUUGUUUUUGAAUAUAGCGAAGCGUAGCUAGUAUUCUUUUCGAAUACCACGCAACUUGCAUCUCUCCGUUAUAUUCCAAGUUACCAUCUCUUUUUCCCUCUGUGUAUAAUGUUGAAUUGUACUUUCCCGGUAUGCUCGUGGGAAGAUCUAUUUUCGUACGAGCAAGUGGAACGCAUUUCUUAUUUAUACCUCGUUCCAUUGGUUAGUUUGUUUCCAAAGUAUGAACGUGACGUGUCAAAUAUGUUUUUUUUUAAUUUGUUGUCUGGACCGUACUGCAUAAAUAUAAGACGUCCCAAAUGAUUGCAUUUUCACACUUUGCGGAUCACGAGAAUCUUAUAACUAACCCACUCAUAAUGAGGGAAUAUGAGGUUUUUUCGGCGUGGGGCGAGAAUCUUUUGAUUAUUAGCCAACUUGAGAAGAUACCUCAUCAUUCUGUUUGUGCUUAUGAAAGAGUAACUCUGUUUCUCUCUGAUCACUUCACGUGAUCGAAAAUGAAUGUAGUGCAGCCUCAAUUAGCCAUUUGGAACUGGGGGUUUUGUGUUUUCGCUGUCAAAUUUUAUCAGCGUUCUUGGACGGGAAUUCAGCAGAAACUGACGUUUUGCCAUCCAUAAAAUAACCUAUGAAAGUCCGUUCAGCCGAUUGCUUCAUGUCCUGCGGGAUUUCUUUGUCGCCCAUUCUAAUCAUAUUCUGAAUACAGAAUUAUUGUUGCCAAACGGAGGAUUCCACGUGGCAGACCAGCCGACGCCCUCAAUAUGCGUUUUGGUGAUAAUUAGUGAGGGAUAUUUCGAAAACAGCCGAAUGACAAAGAAACAGAAAAAGAAGAAGAAGAAGAGGGAAAAGUAUGAGGUGCCCACGGACUCGCAUGAAUAUAUUUGCGUCGCGGACAAAACGAGGACUCUUCUUGCUCAUAAUGAGCUUCCGCGGAUCCUUCGGGACGGGCAACGAGGGACGGUUUCUGCCCGAAUGGCUCAUUUGAACGAGAAGAGCCUAAUGAGUUCGAACCUCUUUAACAGGGACUUCAUCUUCUCCUUCUUCGUAUUCUGUUUUCGUACUUUCUUCCCAAUUCCGAUGCCUUCUUUCUUUAUAACGUUCAAACAAUAAUAAGCUUCAUUUAUCUGCCGAAGCCAAUGCGAACAAAUAUUCUUUCGCGGCUUCUUUCCCCGAAUUCUCACGCAUUGUGCAACGGAGCAUCUCGUGCUCAUUGCGCAUUUCUCCAAUUAGUCCGUUCUUCUCAUCUGAUUAUCACCACAUCUUUGACGACAUUUUUUGCAUUUUUAUGCGCCCAAAAGAAGAGAUGGAUGUACUCAGAAGUGAGGUGUUCGGGCGGCGGAAAAGGAAAGGAAAACACUUGAAAAGGCGAGGGACGCUCCCCGCCGACGACGUCUUUUCCCAUUUCAAAAUAGAACCUCGAGAAAUUGGGCAUGCAUAUUUUGGUCUUUGUUCCCCUCCGAAGUCUCAUCGGAAUCAUCCUGAUGACCUAUUUGUAAGCGAUUAGAAGAGAAUGAGAGAGAAAGAGAAAGAGAGAGAGAGAGAGAGAGAGAGAGAGAGAGAGAGAGCUGAAAGAGAAAUGACUGAAUACUUGAGCAUGUUCCGGAAGUUCUCGAAAACAAAAAUGCGUAUUUAUGAAGGACCAGGUCCGAUCACUGUGGAAACUGUGGUCCCAAGCGGUCGCUCUGCAAACGUUUCCCUUUCGCGUCAUUUCGUUUUAAUGAACACUCGCUCCUCGUGCUCUGAUUCUCGUGGUUACUCACUCAUUAGUGCUUGAAAAGAGUCGCCAUUGACGUCAUCGCCGACGCGGGGGGAAAGUCUCGAAGGAUUCGGAAGAAAAGAAACGGUGUCCUCCGUUUGGAUGCACUAGAAAGCGCACAAAAACAAGAAUAGAUGAACAGACAGACGGAAAUUGAAUUGAAAAUGAAAUGAAAUGAGAAAAGCAUGGUCCUUUGUGUGUGUGUUUGCAUGGUCCCUCCGAGCCCGAACAUACCCAACUGCUGCAGGUGUGCAUCCCCGGAAUCGUUGCCGCCGUCCUCUCCGCCAUCGUCUUCUUCCGGCUUCGUCACAGCUCGCUCGAGGUUCGUUUGCUCUCUCUCUCUCUCUCUCUCUCUCUCUCUCUCUCUCUCUCUCUUUCCGUUUUCGAAUGAGACACGGGCCUUCCGGGUGUCUGAGUGACGAGUCCUUCCGUGAAUUUAAAUGAAAAUGAGCUCGGAAUGGGGCAAUGGAAGAGCGGAUGACACGAUCAUGGCCCGACGGACUCGAACGAUGAGUUCAGGGACGAAAAGAGACGACGGAGCAGGGAGCAGUUGAGCCAGAGAACCAGAGAACCAGAAAAUGAUCAUGCACGGGGAAGACAUUUAGAAGUAGAGAAGUUUGAAUUAUCACUUGACAACGCUUACUCUCUCUCUCUUCCCAGAUACCUCUUUUCGUCUCUCAAAACAUUGAACUUUAGCCAAAAAGGAUCAGAGAAAGGAUCACAAAACAAAUGCCCUAAGGCAUCGUGAGAAUUCAUCAUCAGGAUCUGGAUCAUUCAGGUGCUUCUCUGCGGACUCUCCCUCUUCGAUGUCGUCCUCCUUACUUCCUCCAUCAUGAUCUACCCCUCAAUGCACCAGUGUUCGAGAAUCCACGAACCGUCCGAACGGGUAUUGUUCAUUGACCAAUCCGUCUUAACGUCUUCUUUCUCAUUUCCAGCACAACAGUUUCGUUUGUCAUUUCUUCUGGCGCGUCACGGUCUUAAUCUUUCCAUUGUCUCUGAUCGCUCAAGCGGGCUCCGUCUGGACGUACGUGGCCGUCACCGUCGAUCGAUUUAUCGCCGUCUGUUUCCCGCUCAAAAAGAGAGUGUGGUUCACGAGAUCCAACUCAACGACAGUUCUCAUUUGCAUCACUUUCGUAAGGUACUCCUCCUGAGCUCCCCUCAAAAUGGAUAAAAAACGAGAGAAGAGACCAUCGUUCUUUUCUGAAAUGUUAAUGUCUUUUCGAGUUGACAUACACUCUUCACAAGAUUUAUAUUUUGGCAGGAGCAUCCAAACAUCCAAAAACAAUUUGGAAAUGUCGAGGAUCUUUCAGCACUCUCUUCAAAUUGCCCUCGUUCUUCGAAGUGCAAUUGGAUCAGAACGGAGAAGUCGGGCCGACGGAAUUGCGGAAGAAUGAGUUCUACAUCGAGUUCUAUCUCUUCUACCUCUACGUGGCACUCAUCCAACUCAUUCCCUGGACCCUAAUCAUCUUCCUCAACGCAAUCAUCAUUCACAAAGUGAGAAUUGCCUAUCGGGCGCAGGAAGGAAUGGUUCACAAAAGUGCGAAACCGAAGACGAAACGAGAAGAUGCGGAGAGGAAGUGAGUGGAGAGAAAAAGAGUUCGGAAGUGAGAGAAUGGGUUCAGAGUGACGGUGAUGGCGACGGUGAUGACGGGCAUAUUCAUAAUCUGCAACAUCCCUCCGGGCAUCAACUAUCUCGUCGAUAAGUACAGCAAGUCGCCGGUCUACAGACAGCGCAUUCCGCUCUCGAACCUGCUCGUCUGCGUCAACAGGCACGUCCUCUCUUUCUGCCGGUCUCCACCAUCUUCCGCUUCUUUCAGCGCUUCCAAUAUGAUGAUUUACUGUGUCUUCAACAGCCGAUUCCGUCGGGCCGCCCUCAAAUUGCUCGGAUGUCCGUCGCUUGCUCCGACGAGAGCUGGAAGUGUUGUGACCCGAUUGACGAGGGAUGAGACCGCCGGAAUGGUAAUUCAUCCCUCAUCUGACCCUUUAAUCGGUUUCAAUUUCAGUUGCGUUUCCGAGUAACGACUCUAGAGAAUUUGCACGCGCGGAGUCCGGAAACGGCCUGUUAG
Molecule: messenger RNA, 8416 nt
Organism: Caenorhabditis sp. 36 PRJEB53466
Lineage: Eukaryota; Metazoa; Nematoda; Chromadorea; Rhabditida; Rhabditidae
Source: the annotation of a GenBank genome assembly